GAAAGUCGGAUCAUAGGCCUGUUAACAUCAUUUCGUGUUUUAUAUUUACGGUACUACGUACAGUAUUUUUGAAGUAGACUCUUUGAUUUGAAAUGUAGAUGUUUUCUGCAGCAGGACCACGAUGCCAAGCCAAAUACGUAAACGGUGGACGCGCUUUCUGCUGAUGAUUUUCUUCACGGAUGUUUCCUGUGGACAAAUUGUUUAUUCUGUGAAUGAAGAAUCGGAUCGAGGGACCGCCGUCGGAAAUCUGGCUAAAGAUUUUAAUAUCCCUGGACAUGAACUGGAAUCGCGAAGGUUUCAUAUUGCAGCCGGCACCAAUGAAAGGUAUUUUGGUGUGGAUAUAAAAACUGGGAUGCUGUACGUGAAAGAGAGAAUAGACAGGGAAGCGCAUUGUGGAUGGAAUGUGAAGUGUUUGUUGCAUCUUGAAGCGAUGGCUAAUUCACCCCUUAUUCUAUACAGUUUUGACGUUAAUAUUUUAGAUAUUAAUGACAAUGCCCCGACUUUCCGUAUGGCAAAUAGUCACCUAAAUAUUUCAGAGUUAGCGUUUCCGGGGGAGAGAUUCACUUUGCCGACAGCAAGUGACGCAGAUGUGGGAAAUAAUGGCGUAAAAAGCUACAAACUGAGUGCAAAUGAGCACUUCAGUCUGGAUGUUCAGAGUGGAGGAGAACAGAGUACAUUUGCGGAACUGGUUCUACAGAAAGCUUUAGACAGAGAGAAACAGCCUGUGAUCCAUCUCGUAUUAACAGCUUUUGACGGAGGAAAACCUGCGAGGUCCGGAACAUUGCAGAUAAUUAUCAAUGUGAUUGACGUGAACGAUAACAUCCCUGUUUUUAAUAAAACACUGUAUAAGGCCCGUAUUUCAGAGGACGCACCAUUCGGAUCUUCCGUUAUUACAGUUGCUGCUACGGACCUGGAUGAGGGCCAAAAUGGUGAAAUAAUUUACUCAUUCGUAAACCACGACAAUGAUAAUAAUGUCGAUAUGUUUGCUAUUGAUCCAGGGAACGGUGAUAUUACGGUAAAAGGGGUCUUGGAUUACGAAACAAAGAGUGCGAUUGAGAUUCGCGUUCAAGCAAAAGAUAAAGGA
This is a messenger RNA of Paramormyrops kingsleyae, 1084 nucleotides long. The record is from RefSeq and is a predicted model, not a curated record. Lineage: Eukaryota; Metazoa; Chordata; Actinopteri; Osteoglossiformes; Mormyridae.